Molecule: messenger RNA, 3292 nt
Organism: Lucilia sericata (common green bottle fly)
Lineage: Eukaryota; Metazoa; Arthropoda; Insecta; Diptera; Calliphoridae
Product: MOXD1 homolog 2-like
Exons: 5
Coding region: 2768-3292 (174 amino acids)
Biological process (GO): dopamine catabolic process; octopamine biosynthetic process; norepinephrine biosynthetic process
Cellular component (GO): secretory granule membrane
Molecular function (GO): copper ion binding; dopamine beta-monooxygenase activity
Source: RefSeq, a predicted model, not a curated record
AGUUACUGUCUUAGUUUUGAGUCGCAUGGUAUCCGUCGGAAGCCAUUGAUGUUUGUUGAUGUUCUACGAACAGGUUGCAAAUUGUUUUGUUUGCUUUUUGCGUGCAUCAUUAAACGUGUUUGUUCGAAUGUUCCUGGUGAAACCUAAAGAGAAAAAAACAAAUAAAAACAAACAGCUCCUGUCGAAAGCCAUCCAUACAUCCAUCCAUCGAAUGUUUAUGUAAAAUGAAAUAAAAAUGCACAACCGUUUGUUCUCUCGCGGGUAUUUUAAAUUAGAGUCAUUUUCGUAGUUUGUUUCUAUUUUCGCAAAUUAUACAUUUUAUUUGGGGUACUUCCGUUUCCCACUAUACACAAUCGGUGUCAUUCUUUUCGCCUGUCGAUGCAUACAUGCACUAAAAGAUAGUGGAUCUGCAUAUGUGUCGACGGUUUAAACUCUACACAAUUUCAAAUUUGCAUGAGAGUGAGUGCGUGUGUUGAAAUUGCAAUUUCUCAUAGUUACAAACGUAUGUAUUCGUUGGCCAUAGCUUUUGGCCCAGGCAAUAACAAUAGCAAUAAUAAUAACAACAAUAACAAUAGAAAAAAGGCUGGGUAAUACUCUUAUAGCCUUCGGCCUAACAUGCAUCAAGCCAACAGCAUCUCGACACACAAUAAAUCUGGAUUAUAUUACAGCCACUUUUGGGAAUAAAUAUACAUAAAUAUUUUACAUUUUAAGCAAUAAAGGAGCAAUCAAUACCGGAGUUGAAAAAAAUACGACGACCACAAAGAAAUGCUAUCUAUGAAUAUUGUCUGAUAAUUAAAAUAACCGAAAGUGAACAUACAAUAUGAUUUAUAGAAACGAAAAAGGACAAUGCGCAACAUAAACAAACAAAGAAAACACAUACAUUUGUAUGUAUAUACAUAUAUGAGGAUGACGAUGGCCACCGAACAGAAACAGAACCAGUUAAAAACAUUAUCAUCAACUAUAACUACAAAUUCAACGGCAACUACAAGCGAUUCUUGCCACACGUGUGUAUAAACACAUACACAUAAGGACAUUAUAUAUACGUAUAUGUAUUUAAAUUGUAUCCAGAUAUAAAUACAAAAGUUAUGCCAAACAAAAUCCAUAAAUAAGAACGAUCAACGAGUAUGUGCUCUGCCUUGUUUUUUGGCUUGAAUUCCUUUAUUUGUGUUGUUUCAAAUAAUAUAGUAUGUAUUCGUAAUCUGUGAAAUACAAAAGCCAAAUAAAUAAAAUACCAAACCAAAUAAAAAAACAAAAAAGGAAGCAAUCGAACACCACACCAGUAUUGAACACUGGAUAAAGGAUCAUAAAACCAUAAAUGUAUACAAAUCUGCCAACCAACCAACCAGCCAGUGGGAAAAGGUUACGAAAACAAAAAUAAAACUUUUUGUUUCUUUGUUUUUAUGAACAAGUACUCUGCAUAUUUAAGAGCUGUGAGCCGAAUGCUGUGAUAUCACUGAAGUUUUUCUUUUUUAACAACUACAACACAAAUAUAAAAUAAUAAACCAACAACAAAUAGAAAAACUUUCUACAUUCAUAUGAAAAUUCAUAUUUCUGUUUUGUAAAACAGUGUGUUUAAGUUUAAACGCGUCUGUUUGUUUGCCUGUCCGUAUGUGCGGAUGUGAAUGUGCCCCAAAAACUACAGACACUUAAAAUUGUAUUGUUGUAUACUUUGCUCCUUGAAACGAGUAUUUGGCAGAUACCACACAUAUAUACAAUCAUCCUAGUGCGGAUGUUAAGGAAUGAUAGAGAACAGAACAAUAAGUACAAGGCCAACGAGAAGGAAAAUUGUUUUUUAACACUAUACAACUACAUAAAACGACGUUAAGCCAGUAGUCAGUCAUAUAGCGGACCAACCAGUCAGCCACAUAGUCUGUCAGCUAUACAACAGUUUCGUACCCAAUUGCCUUGGAAACCAAAUAAAAAAGUGUGAUUUAUACGCACAUUUUUCUUACAAACACGCACACAUACACAAAAGUAAAUCAUUGUAUGGUAUAUGUAUAUGUGUAAAUAAUUGAAUGGUUGAACGUACGGACGGACAAAUAGCCAUUUGUUCGAUUGUGUGUAAAUUUUACGUAUGUUUCAACAAACUACUUUAUACCCAAAUACCCAAACGUACCGUAUCGCAUGAAUGUUAUUCAUUGAAACAUUUAAAAUCUCCGACAAUCAUACAAACAAACAUACGCAAGGACAAACGCACAAACACACGCAUAAUCAUAAAUAUCACAUACAUCCAUUCAAGGAUUGAAAUUACUGACCCACUUGUGUACAAUACAUUCAUUUGUACUUAUGUGUAUGUGUGUACUUGUAUGUUUGUAGGGAGCAGAAGAGCAAGCAAUAGUUCAUUCUAUUUGUAAUUUUACUAUUUGGUGCUUGCUAAAGAGGCUUUACGAGCAAUAAAUGUCGAGUUAAGUCCUUUACGUCUUCUGCCUAAAGAGGCUGGUCAACCUAAACUAUUAAUUAAAGGCAACUAAAUCUGACGGAAAAACAAGCUCGCACACACAAGCAAUUUUCGCACACCAUUUAGAUUGUACGCACCCAAACAAAUAAAAGCAAAAAAAAAAAACAUAGAAAAAACAAAAAUAUUUGGUAAAAUACUACAGCAGCAGGAUCAACGAAAUAUAUGUGAGACACUUCCAACUGCCAUCUAAGCAACCCCAAAUAGAAAACAAAAACAAUCUAACCAUCAUACACCUACUGAACAAACAUUGUACAGUCGGAGAUACACACAGACAGGCGAGGCCGGCCGUUAGCCAGUUUGUAUCACAUAAUGACCACACCGACGGAAGUGAAAUAUACGAGUUUAUCGCUGUCAUCGUUAAUCACAUGUUUUAUAUCCUCCAUUGUACUUGUUAGCUGCCUGCUGGAGAACUUUGUCUCGACGUCAGCUAAUGCUACGCCAUUGGCAGUGGCCGAGGAAGUUUUAAGUUGGGAUCAUGCCGUCGAUUUGAAUGAGGAUUUUCGUAUUUUAUGGAAAAUCAUUAAUCAAGAUAUAACAUUUGAAAUACAAGCACGUACACUGGGCUAUGUAGGUUUCGGAUUUUCACCCGAUGGUAAUAUUGCUGGCUCUGAUAUGGCCAUUGGUUGGGUUGACAGAGGCCAAACAUACUUUCAGGACCGUCAUUUAAAACGUAAUGGAGACCCUGAGCCAAUUGUUGACCCCUCACAGGACUACAUGCUUAUGCUGGGUUAUGAAAAUAGAACGCAUACUGUACUAAGAUUUCGUAGGAAACUUGAUACUUGUGAUAAUGUACAUGACAUAGCAAUAACGUUCAAUGAUGAAUUUUGUCAGUAA